This is a messenger RNA of Adineta steineri, 594 nucleotides long. NCBI's taxonomy places the organism in Eukaryota, Metazoa, Rotifera, Eurotatoria, Adinetida, Adinetidae. The record is from the annotation of a GenBank genome assembly.
AUGAAUAUUAUGCUUCUAACACUAAUAGCAAGUAUCUUCGCCGCCAAAGAUUCGUCAAAAAGUGCUCGUCGUACUUAUCUUGUUACAAACAGUUUCAAUUUAUUUAAAAUCAAUGAAUUUUCAGUAUUCAUAUCAGAAAAAAAUUUAGUAUAUAAUAUUAAAUCCGAUUUAGGUUUUCCAAGAAAAUUAGACAUUAUUGAUGUUUCAACUAAUCAAAUUAUUUGUCGCUUGAAAAAUGUAUCCGAUCGUCACCGUCUACAAAACGAUGCAAAUUUUACAAUUCUUAAUUCGACUUCUAACGAAUGGAUUUCUGGAAGAAUUAUAAGAUCAAUUUCUUUUUUGGGUGCUAAAUACUUCAUAAAAUGGGAUGGAUAUAAUAUUUUAAUGAAAACAAAAUUUGGUUCAUUUUUAACAACAACAUUCGAAUAUGAAAAUUAUAGUAGUAUUUUGGCAAAAUCUAAAAAACGAAUUUCUUCACUUAUGGGGACAGCUAAAUACGAUUUACAAAUAUUUUCUGAUGAUGUACCAGAUAUGAUUUAUUUCAUUGGAGUCGUAAUAAAAGAUCUCGACACCACCUUCAGACCUAACGGAUGA